UUGUGUCACAAUCACCUCCGAAAGCCUCACAACUUCAACACUGUCCAUAAAUUGCUUCAUUUUCCUUAAAAAACACCAUGUCAAACACUCUCCAUUCCGCAUGGAUACUAUUACUUUGUACAUGUUGUUUUUAUGUAAACGCACACCCGCCGCCAAACGAGCAGCUCACCCUGUACGACGUUUUAUACAAUGGGACACGAUUAGAGUGGAUCUACCAUCGAAACGGGGUCGGUUACUAUAUGACGCCAGGCAUGCGCGCGGAUGUCAUCGACUCGCCCCGCCAACGGUUUAACGUCACCACGUCACAUGUCCCGACGACGACGACGCGUCCUACCACGACGCCACGCCCAUCGACAACGACGCCAACUGAUUACACCACUCCCGAACCUACGACGGAGUAUACAACCGAGGCAGCGACCGAGAGGACGACCCAAUUUCCUCCGGGGUCAACCUGGUUCCUGACGAACGUGACUGAAUACGCGGCCAUCGUAGAUGACGUAUUGUCAACAAGUAAUGCCAUCGGGUAUUUUCUUAUCGUUCCGGUGGACGAAUCCGAGGACGAGUUCAACAUAAUGGAUGUGAACACCCAAGAAUUCCUUGUAUCUCCGAGAACCCGACCGCCCUUUGAUUUCCUGCUGGAGAGCCAAUAUCCUGCCGAACCACGCGCAAUAUUUUCCCUGGCUCCGUACAAAUUCCAUCUGAAUUCGUCGUACAGUGGCGAUAGAGCCAGCAUUGGAGACACGCUGGACGAAAUUUCUUUAAUACCUGACCAAACCGAGAAAAUCGAAGCCUUUGUUGGGUUAAUUGGUCAAAUGAAUUAUUUCAACCAUAUCUCCGGCGGUGAAGAAAUAUUCCAGGUUGGGCGCUAUAUUCAAACACAAAUUCCAGAGUAUUGGACAACCCAGCCGUUUCGAAUGCUACCACCCGUAACACAAUUAAUUAUUGAGAGUACCAGGUUAAACACAAAUUUGGCCCUGGUUCUCCACCCCUCUGAUACAAGUUCCAUACCCAUCAGUAUUGUAACCGGGUUAGCCACCCCGGGACCUAUUUAUCCUUUCAAUUUAAAAGUGCUCGCCAACUAUCGGUCAAGCUAUCAAGUUUUUUCUGGUCAAAGCACCACCAGAGGAUGGAGAAUUGAUCCCAACGUCGUGUUAUUCAUGUCCACAAACCCGAGCAUUUUUGAGUUUGCUUUUUCUGAAAAUUCGAUUGAAACCAUUCAAAUAAAUCAUGCAGACCUCCCUCUCAAUUAUUUUUUGGACGAGGACGGCAAUUUCAAAUUUUGCUGGAUUUGUGGAACCCCUGCUACUUUCACAAUUACAGAAUACACGGUUAAAUUAGGCGAUAUGUACGAAACCGAAAAUCGCCAAGACAUUCCAGAAAUUUCUGGCAUAAUUGGAAAGUACGGCGGGACAGAGGCUGCGGACCUAUUUGUCCAACUAAUCGAUAAUAUGACCCUUAACAACCAUGUGACCGGUGGCCCAGAAAUAUUUUCGGUUGGGCGCCAUAUUCAAACAUACAUUCCGGACUAUGUGACGGCACAACCCUAUCAAAAAUUACCGGAGAUAACCCGUCUAAUACUUGACGGAUCAUCCGGGUCUUACAUAAACUUUCAAAUAAACCUGAUAACCACGGCUGGCGACACAUUUCCUGUUACUGGCGUUACCGGGAUCACCAAACCGAAACCGAUUUAUCCAUUCAACGUGCAAACUCGGCCACCAGUUUUGGAAAAGUAUACCACAUUUAUUACCCCGCUAACAGAGAGUUCCACCAGGUACUGGACAACCAUAUCGGGAACACUAGCGAUAACUACCAACUGGAUGGAUGCAACUCUGUUUGACUACCAUUUUCCUGCUGAUUCCACACAAUACUUCCAUAUUUCCGCAAACGGCACCAACUUUCUCGAGUAUUUCAACGAUCCUGAUGGGCAUUUCAGAUUUUGUGCUGCAUGCUCCCAAAACGUGGCAAGGUUUUCCAUUACCCGUCACGUUUUAAAUGUGGACGCCAUGUAUGGGCCAGACAAUAGGGAAGACAUCCCCGAAAUUGGGUAUGUCAUCAAUAAAUUUGAAAACGUUAGUACCAACGCUGACACCCAUUUUGUCGAGCUAUUGACCCGAAUGACGGAAUAUGGACAUAUUUCCGGGCGGGAAAUAUUUUCUGUGGGAGCACGUGUCAAAACCUUUAUUGGUGAAGCCAGUCCUUCCUUCUCCCUUCUGCCGGGGAUGGUCCAAUCCGUGCUGAAUUCCAACUUAUCCUGGACAUUUGUCCAGGAUGGGGCCGAAUUCCCGAUGAAGUAUCAUUGGGCGUCGGACCUGCAUGAAAAUAUUCUGAGGUACGAGUUUCGUUGGAGAAGUCCAUCCUUGACGUCAUUUUCUGGCAUUAUGUUCGACAUUUUAUACGGAAUUGGACAAGUUCAACUUCAACAGUUGUUCGUGAAUCCGGUGACGAUGGAACUAAUUCAAAAAUUAUAUCAGGGAACGGCCUUGUACGAGUUUGAGCUAGAGCUUCGGGAAGGUUUAAAUUUGAUUGGGAUUUAUUGGCGGGGGAUUCGACUAGGGACGCGGGAUGAAGUGCCGGAUUUCUAUUUUCAAGCUAGUAAUGAUAAUACUCCGAGUUGGUUUAAGAUUUAUGAUUACGAGAAAUGAUAAUGAUAAUGGACUUCUUGAUAACAAUUUGGAACCAGGCUUACCUACUAUUUGAACAACUGCAUCCCAACAGGAAUAAUGUUUAUGUCGUAGAUUAGGUUAAAAUUAAAUAUACUUACGUACAAAAUAAAAUGCGCAAUUUAAAAAGGA
Folsomia candida is the source of this 2792-nucleotide messenger RNA. RefSeq lists its product as uncharacterized. Bases 78 to 2642 code for a protein of 854 amino acids. The record is from RefSeq and is a predicted model, not a curated record. The transcript is spliced from 3 exons. NCBI's taxonomy places the organism in Eukaryota, Metazoa, Arthropoda, Collembola, Entomobryomorpha, Isotomidae.